AUGUACUCGCGCGACCAAUUCAUGAACCCCGGGCCAGCGCCCCGUCCGCCCACGGAUCGCCCUCGCCUCGCCCUCACUCCUAAUACAAGCAGCACCCUCCCGGGCAACAUGGCAGGCCUGAGCCUGCAAUCACCCGCCUUCAACAGCGGUUACAGCAGCAGCAAUGGCUCCACUCCGUCCCUCAUUCGGACGCAAACAGAGAAGAGCAUGGCCUCUUCCAGCUCGGGCAUCGUCAAGGAGGGUAAUGUCAAAGUGAAGGAUGAGGGACUUUUCAAGAUUUGGGCAGAUCGAUGGCUCGUCCUUCGCGAAUUCGAAUUGGCGUUUUUCAAGAGCCCCAACGCUUCCAAGGUGGCCAACUCAAUCUCCCUCCGCGAUGUUCUAGGCGUCGAACGCUCAGAUACCCAAGCCCUCUCCUUCGAAAUCACUCGUGCCCUCAACGUUACAAAGGGCUCUUCUCCUCCACGAGAUGGACCAACAAAAGUCAUAACCUGCAAGGUCGAGACUGACGAUGAAGUAUACGCAUGGAUUGACAGCAUUUACCAACGAUGCCCCAGCAUGGGUGGCGUAAGCAACCCCACCAACUUCACGCAUCGAGUGCAUGUGGGUUUCGACCCCACUAGCGGGGCCUUCGUCGGUCUUCCCGUGGAGUGGGAGAAGCUUUUGACUGCUUCUGCUCUUACCAAGGAUGAUUAUGCCAAAAAUCCAAAGGCCGUCUUGGAAGUUUUGGAGUUUUACACUGAGAAGCUUGUUAAGCGCUCAGAAGACCCCCAGCAGUACCCCAGCCUCACACCCACCCCACCAGUGAACGCUGGCGUGGAGAAACAGCUCGGAUAUGGAGCAGGCGGUGGUAGCUCCAUUGCACCACCUCGGCCAGGACCUCCCAACGGCUACAAGCGUCAGGACAGCUAUAGCAUGAGCCGUCAGAACACACCACCCCAGGGAGGAUAUGGCGCCCCCCAGCAGUCGAGCUACCAGCAAGAUCCCCGCAUUGAACAGGAGCGACGACGAUUGCAAGAGGAGGAGGCCCGCAUCCAGCGUGACCGUGAAAGGGAACGCCAGAGGCAAGAGUACGAGCGACGGGAGCGUGAAGAGAUGGCUGCCUACAAUGCCUCUCUACCAAAGACCAAGGUCCCUAUGGCCCAACAAGAGAUCGGAGGUGGUGGCUACGAGAGUCGGGAGCACAGCCCAUCCGGCCAGUCUAGGUACAACCCGAGCCGACCCGCGCCAUCGACCCCGGGCGCUCCUAGAGAUCGACAGCAGCCCCCUAGCUCAUUGCGCCAGAUGGCCGCUCAGCGUCCGGCCCCCUCAGCCCCGAAUAAGGCCCAGAAUGGAGGUUAUCCCAGCUCUCCUCAAGCGAAGGCGGCCCCUCCCAACGCCCAAAGGCCCCCCGUUCAGCCGAACUCGAGGUAUCAAGACUCAACCGGUAACAUUCCCCAGGCUCGUCCUGCAAAUGGCCAGACACAACAGCCGAAGUAUGCUUCGCCAGCUGCACCAAAGCCACUUAAUGUUGCAAAGCCCGCGCCAGCGCCCGUUGAUCCUGUAAAGGAGGCAGAGGCGGCGCUUACCAAGAAGGAGGAUCCGCCACGCAAGGACGUCCGCAUGUCGAGCAUGUCCGAGAGCGAGGUCAUGGCCAAACUCAGGGAGGUUGUUUCCAAGGACAAGCCAUUGGAUUCGUACAAUAAGCAGAAGAAGAUUGGACAGGGAGCUUCCGGUUCGGUCUAUGUCGCUCGCAUUCGCGAGAGUGCCACAUCUGCUACGGCGAGAAGGAUCUUGCAGGAGAACGGACCUCGCGCCCAGGUCGCUAUCAAGCAGAUGGAUCUCCGCAACCAGCCCCGAAAGGAGCUCAUCGUGAACGAGAUUAUCGUGAUGAAGGACAGCAAGCACCCCAACAUUGUCAAUUUCUUGGAUGCUUUCUUGCAAGAGGAGCAAUCCGAGCUCUGGGUCGUCAUGGAGUUCAUGGAGGGUGGUGCUUUGACCGACGUCAUCGACAACAACACAUCUAUCAGCGAAGACCAGAUCGCAACUAUCUGCUUAGAGACUUGCAAGGGCCUUGAGCACCUGCACAACCAGAAUAUCAUUCACCGAGAUAUCAAGAGUGACAACGUUCUCCUUGAUGGACGCGGCAAUGUUAAAAUCACCGAUUUCGGUUUCUGUGCCAAGCUCACUGAGCAGCGUAGCAAGCGUGCUACCAUGGUCGGAACACCAUACUGGAUGGCGCCCGAAGUCGUCAAGCAGAAGCCAUAUGGCAACAAGGUCGACAUCUGGUCUUUGGGAAUCAUGGCUAUCGAGAUGAUUGAGUCCGAGCCACCGUAUCUCAACGAGGAGCCGCUCAAAGCUCUCUAUCUCAUUGCGACCAACGGAACACCCCGCCUGAAGAAGCCCGACAAGCUUUCCAAGGAACUCAAGGCCUUCCUCUCUGUCUGUCUCUGCGUUGAUGUUAAGUCAAGAGCAAGCGCCUCCGAACUCAUGAGCCACGACUUCCUGAAGAGUGGCUGCAGCCUAAACACUCUAUCCCAGCUGCUUAAUUUCAGGAGGAACGGCAGCAACUAG
Molecule: messenger RNA, 2550 nt
Organism: Aaosphaeria arxii CBS 175.79
Lineage: Eukaryota; Fungi; Ascomycota; Dothideomycetes; Pleosporales
Product: Pkinase-domain-containing protein
Exons: 3
Coding region: 1-2550 (849 amino acids)
Biological process (GO): intracellular signal transduction; regulation of MAPK cascade; protein phosphorylation
Cellular component (GO): cytoplasm
Molecular function (GO): ATP binding; protein serine/threonine kinase activity
Source: RefSeq, a predicted model, not a curated record